ACUUUAUGUCGGGUCACACCCGCGAACUAAUAUUCAAGUUCACGAUGACUUCCAACUUCCAACUUCACCAGGUACCUGCCUAAUUGUGCAAGUUUAUGGGCAUUCUCUCCUCAUGUGGCGCAACUAUCCUAGCAAUGUGCUCAAUUUCAGCGCAAAAUUGUCUCGUAGACUUGCAACACCUCGUUGCAACUCCAUAAAUCUAAAGUUGCAAUCCCGUCUUCUAACUACGGAACAAAUCACAACAAGAACGAAGACCGAGAGGAUUGCAAAACCCGAUCGUCGGGUUGGACAAAACCGCGCCAUAGACAAUCAGAACUCGAGAGGCCCCCGAAUCCAGGGCGAAUCGUCGUCUAAUCCGCUGACGUGGGGCAAGAUGCAGCAGAUCAUCGAAUCUCAAAUAGAGCAAGAGGUUACAGGCAGUUCACCUCCGUACUCGCCUCAAUACGAGGGCUCUCCUCCUUCUGCCAAAUCCUCACCAAGACGCAGUCGCGAACCAAGUCCAACACCGCCGAAAAAGGACUGGGGAGGAAGCAAGUCUGAGGUUAAGUCAAAGCAGAAGCCGGUGCCUCAGAAGGGAAAACCUAGAGACGAAAUCGUUCCGCCGUCCGCCGAAUCAGGCGGAAUACCCGAGCCUUCGCCGGAGUACAUGGCCUACGCGUCGCAUCCGCCCUUCAUCUUGCCCUCCCCGCGCAUCAUCUUCAUAGUCAUCGACCUAAACGGCACCCUCCUCUUCCGCCCCUCGAGGACGCGCCCCACGGAAUUCACGAUGCGCCCCUACGCACGCGAGUUUAUGUCCUACUGCCUCCGCACCUUCAGAGUCGCCAUCUGGUCUUCGGCGAGGAUGAAAAACAUCACUGCCAUGCUGAACAAGUUCCUCACCCCCCAACAGCGCGAGCAGCUUGUCGCCGUCUGGGGCCGCGAACAUUUCGGCCUCUCGCCGAAGGACGACAGGAACCGAGUCAUGUGCUACAAGCGGCUAACCAAGCUGUGGGCCGACGCGCAGAUCCAAUCCACCCACCCGGAUGCCGAUCUAGGCAAACGUUGGGACCAGACCAACACAUUGCUCAUCGACGACUCGUUUGAGAAGGGCCGCAGCGAGCCCUACAACAUUGUACAGAUUCCCGAGUUCCACGGCGACCCUGCGGAGGAGGGAUACGUCCUUCCGCAGAUCCACGACUAUAUCAAUGAGUGCUCGCGCCAGAUGAACAUCAGCUCCUACAUUAAAUCGUCGCCGUUCGUGAUGCAGUACGGUUUCCAGCUUGCGCCUCAACAUACGCAGCAAUGAAUUGCUGGGGCAUAACGGACCAAGACAACGUUUGAAGCACAGUGAAGUUCCAAUGAGAAGUGACUCGGAGGCGUCGGAGGAUAUUUCUACCAGAUUAGAUACCCCAGGGUAUAGAGGCGUGCCAAAUGAUAUGGGAUUUGAGCACCGGAGUUCUACGGCAUUGAGUUAGGGGAUGGCAUUCUAAGAUAGGUACGGCGUUGGUAUGAUAUGGUGCUGAUGUUGCUUACUUUGCUGAGCCAUUGUACACUUCGAUUCACAUAUGGGAAGAAGGUGAUGACACUUGACUAAAAGAACAGCUUAACAAUUCGCAUAGAUGAUAACUACUGGUCUUGACACCCCUUUCCUGCCCUCUAGCAUCCAUGGUCCUUUUAGCAAUUAAGCAUAUCACCGGAGCGCGGGCUUAGCCUCAUUUAGGGCGCCAAGGGACAAACGGAACAUCUACUCUUGAUCAACCUCGAAUAGCGUACCCGAAUUCAGUUCAGGGCUACUUUCGAUAUUCAUGAUACCUGUUUGGGGCUGGCUUACACCUCCGGAGAAGGCAUACUGCUUAGGCUGAGAUGGCUUUGCGCGUAGCUUUGAAGUACCUACCUCCCGACCUAUCUACCUAAGUAGAUGCUCAUUAGGAGCGGUGGGUUCGCCUGUUACUAAAGGGGCCAAAUAACCCCUAUGCAAAGGAUUCGAUACUCAAUAGUAGUCAACCUCAAUCUAAAGAGCUGAG
This is a messenger RNA of Annulohypoxylon truncatum, 2003 nucleotides long. Its product is annotated as HAD-like domain-containing protein. The coding region runs from base 113 to 1285 and encodes 390 amino acids. The record is from RefSeq and is a predicted model, not a curated record. The transcript has a single exon. NCBI's taxonomy places the organism in Eukaryota, Fungi, Ascomycota, Sordariomycetes, Xylariales, Hypoxylaceae. Gene Ontology annotation, molecular function: phosphoprotein phosphatase activity.